UUAAAGGAGAGGUUUUGAAAUUAUAAAUGAUACCAAAAGUUUAUAACCAUGAUGGAAAAAGGUAAAAUAGUUAAAUACCUUAUAGAGAAAACUGGCAUGGAUAUAUUAAUAUAUUAAAUAUAACUUAAAGCAAUAAAUAGAGAUAAAGGAAGAUAGGAUGUGAUGACAAAAGGAAGAAAGUACUAAGUUUCUAAUAAUCAUGAAUCUGUGGGUACCUAAUGGCAUAUCUUUUCACAUCAUGACCCCCAAAAAAGGGUAGUAUUUCUUUGCCACACUGAUAGGGGUGUUCUGCACUAGAGUGUAAGAUCUAUGAAAGCAAGGGCAUUUUUUUUUCAUUGUUUAAUCACUAGUGUCUACAACAGUUUCUUGGUUCAUAGGGACUCAGAAAAGGAUUUGCUUAAUGAAUAAAAAAAUAAUGGACAACAAAAGGAGAAAAUUGACAAGUGUUCAAAUCAGGAUGAAACUUUAAAAAAACCCCUCUCAUACUGAAUGUCCCUGGCUGCUUAUUGUGUCAUCUGUUGCAGAAGAAUAGGAACCUCUACUUCCCCACCAAAAAGUGACACAUACUGGAGAGAUAUCAGAAAUAUAAUAAAGUUUACUGGAUCACUUAUUUUAGGAGGUUCUUUAUUUCUUACAUAUGAAGUUCUGGCACUGAAGAAGGCUCUGGCAUUAGAUACUCAAGUGGUAGAAAGAGAAAAAAUGAAGUCAUAUAUAUAUGUGCACACAGUUUCUUUAGAUAAAGGAGAAAAUCAUGGUAUUGCCUGGCAGGCAAGAAAAGAACUUCACAAAGCAGUAAGAAAAGUACUGGCAACGUCAGCCAAGAUACUACGGAAUCCAUUUGCUGAUGCUUUUAGUACAGUUGAUAUAGAAGAUCAUGAAUGUGCUGUGUGGCUGCUCCUACGGAAGAGCAAGUCAGAUGACAAAACAGCACGACUGGAGGCUGUGCGGGAAAUGUCGGAGACCCAUCACUGGCAUGAUUACCAGUAUAGGAUAAUUGCUCAGGCCUGUGAUCCGAAAACUCUUAUUGGUUUGGCACGAAGCAAAGAGAGUGAUCUUCGCUUUUUUCUCCUACCACCUCCUUUGCCAUGUUUAAAAGAAGAUUCCACUGAAGAAGAGCUCAGACAGUUGCUGGCUUCCUUACCUCAAACAGAGCUAGAUGAGUGUAUCCAGUAUUUUACAUCUUUGGCUCUUAGUGAAAGCAGUCAGAGUCUGGCUGCUCAGAAGGGUGGUUUAUGGUGUUUUGGAGGAAAUGGACUUCCUUAUGCUGAAAGUUUUGGAGAAGUUCCUUCAGCAACAGUGGAAAUGUUCUGUUUAGAAGCUAUAGUAAAACAUUCUGAGAUAUCCACACACUGUGAUAAAAUCGAAGCAAAUGGAGGCCUGCAACUACUUCAAAGGCUAUACCGACUUCACAAGGACUGCCCUAAAGUACAGAGAAAUAUAAUGCGUAUCAUUGGAAAUAUGGCUUUGAAUGAACAUCUUCAUUCUUCUAUAGUUCGCUCAGGCUGGGUUUCCAUCAUGGCAGAAGCAAUGAAAUCUCACCACAUUAUGGAGGCUUCACAUGCUGCCAGAAUCCUGGCGAAUCUAGACCGAGAAACUGUGCAAGAAAAAUACCAGGAUGGCGUGUAUGUGCUGCAUCCCCAGUAUCGAACGAGUCAGCCCAUUAAAGCAGAUGUCCUUUUUAUUCAUGGCCUUAUGGGAGCAGCAUUCAAAACAUGGCGCCAGCAGGACAGUGAGCAGGCUGUAAUUGAAAAGCCUAUAGAGGAUGAAGACAGAUAUACGACAUGUUGGCCCAAGACAUGGUUAGCAAAAGACUGUCCUGCUCUUCGAAUUAUAUCUGUGGAGUAUGACACCAGCCUCAGCGACUGGAGAGCAAGGUGCCCUAUGGAAAGAAGGUCCAUUGCAUUCAGAAGCAAUGAACUUCUCAGGAAGCUCAGAGCUGCUGGUGUUGGGGAUAGGCCGGUGGUUUGGAUAUCACAUAGCAUGGGAGGUCUUCUUGUCAAAAAGAUGCUGUUGGAAGCCUCUAAGAAGCCAGAAAUGAGUACUGUUAUCAACAAUACCAGAGGAAUAAUUUUUUAUAGUGUCCCUCAUCAUGGAUCACAUUUGGCUGAAUACUCUGUUAAUGUUCGCUAUCUUCUCUUUCCCUCUUUGGAAGUCAAAGAACUCAGCAAAGAUUCUCCUGCGCUUAAAAAGCUACAAGAUGACUUUCUGGAGUUGGCUAAAGACAAAAACUUCCAGGUGCUGAAUUUUGUGGAAACACUACCAACUUACAUUGGCAGCAUGAUUAAGCUCCAUGUGGUGCCUGUGGAAUCAGCAGAUUUAGGCAUUGGAGAUCUAAUUCCUGUGGAUGUUAACCAUUUGAACAUUUGUAAGCCAGAGAAAAAGGAUGCUUUUUUGUACCAACGUACUUUACAAUUCAUCCGUGAAACUUUAGCCAAAGACCUUGAAAACUAACAGUUGUCCUCUUCCAAUUUUCAUAUGUGAGUUCAAUGCAAGAAACUUGGUGUUCUGCUUCUCUUUUUAAGCUCUAAGCAAUCAUGCAAACCUAGUGAUCAUAGCGUCAACAUGGUCUGGAGUGUGUUGCAGAUUACAGAACAUUGUUCUCCCUUCAAGCGCUAUAAAGCACCAACGCGGAAGUGGCAGG
Cebus imitator (Panamanian white-faced capuchin) is the source of this 2641-nucleotide messenger RNA. RefSeq names its product serine active site containing 1 (gene SERAC1). The record is from RefSeq and is a predicted model, not a curated record. The transcript is spliced from 17 exons. The coding region runs from base 490 to 2451 and encodes 653 amino acids. Lineage: Eukaryota; Metazoa; Chordata; Mammalia; Primates; Cebidae.